Onthophagus taurus is the source of this 1303-nucleotide messenger RNA. RefSeq names its product granzyme B-like. NCBI's taxonomy places the organism in Eukaryota, Metazoa, Arthropoda, Insecta, Coleoptera, Scarabaeidae. Gene Ontology annotation, biological process: proteolysis. Gene Ontology annotation, molecular function: serine-type endopeptidase activity. The record is from RefSeq and is a predicted model, not a curated record.
AUCACAGAAGAGAAUCAGCCAAUCACGACCCAAGUUUGUUUUAAUGCUGCUCAAUCAGCGUGUCUUUCAUUAUACGUUGACCUUCUUCGCUAUCGAAUACGCUUCUCAAAAACAGAAAAUUAUUUACUCGUUCAAUGGCUAAAUUCAUGUGUUUACACGUUACAUUAGUUUUAAUUAUAUUUUUGCUGUUACAAUCAUAUUCAACAUUAUUCGAAGGUGAAUUUUGUCUUCUUCAAAACAAUAAAACCGGAUUUUGCAAAAGCGUUCAUGAUUGUCAAAGUGCAAAAGAUAGCUUACAAUCAAAAGAUCAUCCUAGAUUGUGUGGUUUUAAUAAUAACACACCAAUUGUUUGCUGUGAUUUUCCUAAAAAUUCUACCUUACCGGAUACGAAACCGGUUCAAACAAGUACUGAAAAGAACCAAGUCGGAAAUGAAACCAGGUUAUCGACCGGCCAAAAAAAGUGCCAAUUAUUUGCGAAUUACGUUUAUAAAAAUGAAACUUCGCCCGCUUUAAUACCAGGAAUUCAAUAUGUUAUAAUUAAUGGUUGCAUGGUGAAAGAAAAUUUCGUUCCUGGAUUGGUAGAACCAGGGGAAUUCCCUCAUUUAGUUUCUAUUGGUUAUUCUGACACAACAAACCCUAUUUAUAAAUGUACAGGCGCCUUAAUUAGUGGAAAUUACGUUUUAACAACUGCAUCAUGUACUUCAACAAAUUAUGGAUUUCCUGUAAUAGUUCGUUUAGGUACCACCAUAAAACAAGAAAAUUACUAUCAAGUUCCAGAAAUACAACACAUAAAGGUUGAGGAAUUUGUUAAACAUCCAAAUUAUGCUUCAAAAACAAGAUUAAAUGACAUAGCAUUAAUAAAAUUAGCUGAACCAGUUAUUAUUAAUGCUUUGGCAAGACCCGCUUGUUUGCCAGAAAAGAAAGAUCAAUUAAAAGAAGUUAUUGCGGUCGGUUAUGGGAGUUUGGGAAACUUUGGAAGAUUUAGGAAAGACGUCGAAGAAGACAUCUUAAAAUUAACUGCUAGCAAAAUAUGUCCGAGGAGAACAUCUAGGAUAGAUAACGGUUUAAAUUGGUGUGGAGAGUUUGAAAAUAAAAGUAGAAAUAAUCAAUGUGUUCUGGAUGAAGGUGCUCCUUUACAAAUCAUAAAUAAAUCACCUUAUUGUACUUUUUCGAUUAUCGGGUUGAUUUCUUCUUGGGAUAAUUGUGAUCCCACAAAACCUAUGGUUAUAACAGAUGUUUCUAAACAUGUUGAAUGGAUAGAAAAUAAUAUUUGGUAUUAAUUUAAUCUUUUAUGAAAUUUUAU